AGCUUAGAGUCGUCCUAUAAUAGAAGACUAAAAAGAAGGAACGUAAAGCCUGGUCUAUUAUUUUUAGCUAGACAAAGCACGCAUUAAUCAGUACAAGAUUGGCCAGUAUUUACAGAUAUGCUUUCCCGGUCAAUAAGAGCAGAAACCCGUAGCCGCGCGAAAGAAGAUAUUAAACGCGUGAUCAGUGCACUAGAUAAAGUAAAGAAAUGGGAGAAGAAAUGGGUUACAAUUGGAGACACAACUAUGAGAAUAUUUAAAUGGGUUCCAGUGGCAAAUCAGGAAUCUUCACCAAGAUCAGCCACAAGUAAUCGUAAAUUUUUCAAAGGGAAAUCAGGAAGUAAAUCAGAUACAACUCAUGGGAAAACGAAAAACUCGUCAAAACAGACCAAAACUGCGGAAACACCGAAAAACAUUCAAGAAGAUUCACAACUAUCUGUUGACAGUAGUUACAAUAGUAGCUCUAACUUAGGACGUGCAGCAGCUUCAGUUUAUUCAGAAGAGAACACUCAACAAUCCCAUGAUUCAAAUUGUAGUGAAACCAAUAUUUUUGAGGAUUCCAAUAUGUCGUUUGCUGAUAAUUCGGUAGAUUAUUCACAAGAUAGUAAUGAUAUAGAAGGUAUGAAUACUAGUCUGGGUGAUGAUGACAAGAUUAGAAAUGGAUCAAAUGAAGAAACAAAUGAUUCUGAGCCUCCUCCAGUGUUAGAAAGAGAAACGGAUAUGACACCUUCCAAACAAGGAGAAGAUAACUCUAACAGCAACAUAUGAUGAUAGUUUUAUAACAUUAUAAAGUGUUAAUGUGUCGUGUGUGUAAAGUUUAUUUUUGUACAACUCUGGUCACUAAUGUUUCUCAUGUUAUUAUCCAGUAUACCGUAUGGUGGUGCUAUUGUGUAAUAUGUUUGUGCUGAUUAUAUAAGAAACUUAGAUGCUGAUUGAAACAUUGAAUUUGGAUCCAUUUUGUUCAAUGAUUUUAAUAAAUUGUUAAUGAAUUGAAUAGGCAAAGAGAGCCUGUUUAUAAUUUCCAUACGGAUUGACAGUAUUUCAUUCAGAAGCUUUUACCCCAUAAAUUUGAUGUGUAAUUUGUAUUAAGUGGCGGGUGAUUUCUCUAAGUCUCUUUGGCUAUAAAAUUCAUUUUUUUCCCCAAUGCUUUUGCACUCAGUAACAGUAAUGGAAAUUGUCCUGAACAUCAAACCAUAGUUAGAUCAAACAAUCCCAGAACAGAGUGUAGACAAAACAAUUAAAACACAUACACAGAGAAGUUAAGUUAUACAAUGAAAAUGUGGCGAAAAAAGACACAAUAUUGAAUGACUAAAAAAUGGUUGAUACCCUGAAGACAAGUACAUGGAUGCCAUAGAUGAAAGAGUAGACAAUCUCAGUUUUUGCAUCAUAUGAAGUGAAUGGUUCAGGAGGAUAGAUCGACCAAUUGCCAUGGACUUCACAUACUCUUUUCUCAAAUUGAUUAGUAUGAAUUGUACAGCAUAGAUGAACAAAGACAUUUUAUCUUGAGAUAAUGUGACUAAAGAGAUUGGUUGAAGAUUAAGACUUUUGAUCAACACAUUUUCUAUUAAAAGCAUUGAUCAUCAUUUUCAAUUCAACAUUUCUUUGUAGAUACAGUGGACUCUGUCAAUUCCGACAUCAUAUGGGAUCGAUACAAUGCACCCUCGAACACACAGAACUUAAAAUAUGAUAACACUUUCUGUACAUUCAAACUUUUAUUACAUUAUAUCAAUUGAAUAAUUAACGGCUAAUUUCUUCUCUGUAGGUCGUGGAACUUUCUCGACAUCUGUAUGGGCACGCUUUGCAGGACGAUCACACAUUAUGAACACAAUAUUAUUAUAAUGAUAGUGAUUUUUCAUCUUGGCAAUUUAUAUAUAAUGUCGCUGUAUUUGACGUCAGAAACUCAAAUAUAUACCAAGAGAUUAUAAAAUUAUCAAGGUAAUCAACAAAGACCGACCCAUGUUUUAUGCUCACAGAUAAUUGAUUGGUGAUUGCUUCUUGGCUAACACCCACUGAUUGAAGGCUGGAUUAUCCAAUGUUAAUUGUACGCAAAUCAUGUGGCGGGACUGCUGAUUGAUGUCAGAAUUCAAAAUAUUCAGAAUUCGGAUUACUCAAGACAUUUUUGGUUGAAGUAAUAAGGAAAUAAAUCGCGACAUGAAAAUGAUGACCGAUUUCACAUAAUGCCGUAAUAUUCAGAUGUCAGAAGUGACAGAGUCCACAGUACUGAACAAAAUGUAUCCAUUUUUAUGAAGAGAUUAAAAUUUCACACUAUUAUAUUUUACAAGGGAUUGGCGUUCCUGCAAACGACGAUAUGCGACUUUAAUGAGUAAUGAAGAAUAUGUUGCAUGAUUAGGUAUCUCAUUUUUUUACAGAUAUUGUUUAAGUUUUACUUUUAAUCAUGAUCAUAGAAUGUAUUACAUGACUAAUCAAUUUCUCUAUUCUCAUUAUAAUCAUCUCGAUACUGACCAGAUUUUCAAAUUUAAUAUUAUUAAAGCUUACAGUUGCCUUCUGUUUGUUGCCUGUGUCAGUUAAUAUUACAACCUCAGGGCAAAUAUUUCAUACAGUAAUAUUUUUCAUUUCCAUUCUCUUAACCUAUACCAUCAUAUGUUGAUAUUCAUUGUUAAUAAAAUAUUUCACCAAGCCAA
Molecule: messenger RNA, 2639 nt
Organism: Patella vulgata (common limpet)
Lineage: Eukaryota; Metazoa; Mollusca; Gastropoda; Patellidae
Product: B-cell CLL/lymphoma 7 protein family member B-A
Exons: 8
Coding region: 118-765 (215 amino acids)
Source: RefSeq, a predicted model, not a curated record